This is a messenger RNA of Seriola aureovittata, 4575 nucleotides long. RefSeq names its product ubiquitin-conjugating enzyme E2Z (gene ube2z). Gene Ontology annotation, cellular component: nucleus. Gene Ontology annotation, molecular function: ubiquitin conjugating enzyme activity; cysteine-type endopeptidase inhibitor activity. The coding region runs from base 966 to 2192 and encodes 408 amino acids. The transcript has 7 exons. Gene Ontology annotation, biological process: negative regulation of apoptotic process. The record is from RefSeq and is a predicted model, not a curated record. NCBI's taxonomy places the organism in Eukaryota, Metazoa, Chordata, Actinopteri, Carangiformes, Carangidae.
AAGAUGAGGCCUUUAAAAGAAAAAAAAGUUUUAAAAAGGGAUUUAAAACUGGAGAAAGUUUCAUGCUUUAUGCUUUAGUCAUAAAAUGAAUAGUACCUUCCAUUAACAAAUUUAUCUGCUGCACUACAGUUCCCCUACAUUGGAGGUUACAGGAAAAUAAUUGGCCUUAUUUUUUUCAGUCAGUUUAAUUAUUUAACCUGAAAUAGUAUUUAUUGAUUCUGUUUUAUUUUCGAUGUGUUUGACAAACUUUAACUACAUUUUGACAAUUUGGCGGUAGAUUCACAGUACUGGGCGCUAACAUCCACAAUAAUGUCUGUUUGUGGCAUCGGCAAGUGUGGCUUGGACUUGAUAUGAAAAGGAUUUCAAUUGAUCUAUAUUUAUCACAGAUUAUUCAUGAAAUACUUUGAUUAUUAGUGAAAAACCUAAUGUAAUUUUCACCGUAGCACUGUCAGUGGCAUUCAAACACGUCAAAGAGUAUUUUAUUUUGAAGGUUCCCACCGGAUGUCCCAGUGUGAUAUCAUUUGAGUGUAGCUUGAUUAUUGAGAAAUCAGAUCCUGAAGUUGGCGUUAUGUUAAUGGAGUGGUGGGGAUGCGGUCGGUAUAAAACAUAGUAUUCUGAUACUAUAUUCCUUAAAACCGAUAACAACCAGGCGGUGAACUGAUUCAUAAGCCGAAGAAAGGCAGGCUAGGUAAUUUAGCUGACGACUUGGUACUUUUGGGGGCCUGAGGAAAAACACAGUUAAGCCAACGAUAAAUAGCCAUGUCGUGGGAAGAAAUGCCUUGUUUUCUGGCCUCGGCUCUGUGCUCGCUUCUACACCGUUCGACUGUUCUCUGAUCCUGCUGGACAACAAAACAAGCAGAGGUAACUUGGCACUCAACUGUCACUACAGCUAACGCUAGUUAACAGUUAGCAUAAUAAAUUAGUCAACACCAACGGUUUUGCUCUAGCUUGCUAGCUUCCGAGCCAUGGCGGACAGCUUUGGAGAGGAGUCCAGCAGCAGUGCCCUUGGCUUAGGCGUAACCGUACAGGGCAGCGGAGCCUCGCUUCUGCCGACUUUGGCCAACUCUCUUCCGGGAGGGAACUCAACAGUCACCGGUGUUCACUCCAGCUCCAACACGGCCUAUCCUCCUCCCGUUGCGGCCGCGCAGAGUGGCCUAACCGCUGUGGUGGCCCCUGUGUCCGCUGUCACUGCUACCCCUGCCGGGUUUGGGAACACAUUCACCCCCGGCACGUCGCCACCGGUCGUGGCCGUGUCUCCAACCGUACACGCAUCCUCACCUCUCCCCGGUAUUGGUCUUGGGGUCGGCGGUGUGGCCGGUGUGGCAGGAGCGGGCCUCCUGUCCCAAAUCCACGCCACUUCCUGGGACCCUACUCUCAGUACGGACUGGGACAACGAGAAAGCUUCCCAGCAAUGCAUCCUGAGGAUAAAGAGGGAUAUCAUGUCAAUCUACAAGGAACCUCCACCAGGGAUGUUUGUCGUCCCUGAUCCUCAAGACAUGACCAAGAUCCAUGCCCUGAUCACAGGGCCAUUUGACACACCAUACGAGGGUGGCUUCUUUCUCUUCUUGUUCCGCUGCCCCCCGGACUACCCUAUCCACCCACCCCGGGUCAAACUCAUCACCACGGGACACAACACUGUCCGCUUUAACCCCAACUUCUACCGCAACGGCAAGGUGUGCCUCAGCAUCCUGGGGACAUGGACAGGCCCAGCAUGGAGUCCAGCCCAGAGCAUCUCAUCUGUCCUCAUCUCCAUCCAGUCUCUGAUGACAGAGAACCCCUAUCACAAUGAACCUGGCUUUGAACAGGAGCGCCACCCAGGAGACAGUAAGAACUACAACGAGUGUAUCCGCCAUGAAACCAUGAGGGUGGCAGUGUGUGACAUGCUGGAAGGCAAAGUCCCCUGUCCUGAGGCUCUGUGGAGUGUGAUGGAAAAGUCCUUCCUUGAAUACUAUGAUUUCUACGAGGGAGUCUGCAAAGAGAGACUGCAUCUACAGGGACAGAACAUGCAGGACCCAUUUGGCGAGAAGCGUGGUAGAUUCGACUACCAGGGCCUGAUGGCUCGCCUCAGUGCCACCCACAGGCGGAUACGAGAGAAAAGCCUGGCGGAAGACAACCACAACGACGACGAUUCAGACUCAGACACCAGCUCCUCAGGGACAGACCCGGACAGCCAGGGCAGCUCCCACCCCUGACUCUCUGGAUGGUGCUGAACUCAAACCCAGGCUGAGAGCUAAAGACAAAGGGACCUUUUUUUGUUUUGUUUGCAGUGGAGGAACAAAAUUCCAGAAGAGAACACAACGCCUCUCUUUAAGGCUUUAGCGAGUCCAGGGUUCAGGUUUGGAAUCAAGCUUCUGUUGUGUGGAUGAUACAGAGAGAAGAAAUUGUAGCACUCUCUUGACAAUGAAAAAUGAACAACUGCUGGCGAAUUGGGCCUGGAGCGGUGUUUUUGUGCUACUUCUGUAGCUUCCUAACCAACUGUCAUGUUGAUGUCCUGUUUAAUUCUAAAGCUCAAGAUGGUUGCCCAAAUGCCUGAUAAAUUUUGAGAUUAAUCAGCCAAUGUUGCUUGUGAAAUGUUAGUUUCAUGUCUCAAACCUUUAAAUUCACACUAGGAAUGGAUAAAAGAACACAUAGUAACAUCCUAAAGUAGCUGUUAUACUUUGAUCCACGAGUCCAAACGGAAAGUUAGUCCAUUUUUUUUAUACACUGAUCCCUGAGGUAAGACUGCGUGGUGGGGAUCUACAAGGAGAAGUCCAGGAGCUCACUUUGGCUUAGAGGUGGAGGCAGGUUUGGACUAGAUGAAGGGACGUUGGCCUGAGUUGGCUGGAGCAGUGAAAGAUGAUGGUGUCCAUCAAAGCAGGCCUUUUUGAUUUCAAGCGGGGAGGAAGAAAAGACAGACCUUUUUCUAUGGAAGGUAGUUGGAGAAAGUGAACAUUGGCCAAGACCAUGUGCCUCGUCUCCUUUAGUCAGGGUGAAACCUAACCUUUCAGACUGGACCUCCGCUGCCUCCACAACCAGGCCACAUAAAACAUCAGCCUCUUGUUUCUAAAUACAGCGAGUCCUCUGUAUUAUACAAUAAGUUCUGCUUAGCUUUCAGUUCUAAUUGUGCUGUUGAACUGACAGUAAAUCUCUUUAGCAGAUAAGAAGCUGUUAUAGAAAUGUCAGUUUCAUUGACAUCCACCUUCCUUUUGUUAUGUUGUUUCCUCAUUGUCAUGCUGAAACUAAUCCUAAUUUGCUGUGUGUAGGGUGUGUUGUUUAUUAGGAAACUCUGUUGUUCUUUGGGUCGCUGGCUCUUCUGAUUAACCAGUAAAGAUACAAACCAAACCAUCCUUUGCUUUAGCAUGAACCUUCCUGGGCUUGGGGGAACAAACGAAGGCAAGAUGAAGGGAACUUUCCAUUUGUUCAUACUGCAAGUAACUCAGUCACUCUGCUCUGUCUCUCUCUGCCUCUCAAUGAGGGUCUGAGGUAUAAAGAGGUACACACAGACGGCAAAGCAAGUCUGAUGUUUUUUACAGAAUUUCAUUUAACGCUUUGUUGUCUUUUGUUUAAAAUAACCAGAUAAACCCCAGCUAAUGGCAGUAAUUAGAGGUAUCCUUUUCAUCACUAGAUGUCAGAUUCGACACAGAUCAAAUUUGGUGUCACAAAAUCACAUUAAUAGGGCUCUUGAUUAGCCUGAUUUCCACAACCAACGGUUUAUUUGACUCAUCAACACAGGACGUGAAAAAAGUGGUUGACAGGCAGCGUUGCUUGCAGUCUGAACACAGUAAGGAUUGUUCUGAGUUUGUCGGGCUUUCAGUGAAGAAAACACUCUUAAAGAUGUCUUAAUUCAGCCCUCACACACCCAAAUGUAUAUUGAACGUGCUAUUGGUGGCUGUAAUCAUUUCACCUGUUCAUAGUAGCAGAGAUUCCUUUUCUCACUUGACUCAACUAUAAAAUGUGGGAGAAAAUCUUCAGCCUUCAUUCCAAUUCAGCUGAAGCUAGUCAGUUAUUUGAGGUGGCAUCCUCUCAUUCAACUCUCCGCCAGAAAAAAGAAUAAGCAUACAGUAUUUCCCAAAGUGUCAACUGCUCCUUUAUAAGACUCUCUUCAAGAAGCUUUUCAACAUGAGACAACUGGACAAAUGAAUGACUGUUGUGCUUGUUGUAGCUUCUUUUCUGCCUUCCACUGCCCUCCAGUGUCUGCCUUUAGAGACGAAGAGCACUUUGGCUCUGCUGUCAGAGUUUUGUCAGACCCAAGGCCACUGGCAGCGGUUAGCUUAAUGAAGAUUCAAAUCGUAUUACUAAUGUAGGGCAUUCCUUUUUCUUUCUUUUAUUAUGUUAUAGAAUGUUUAUUUGAAGAGCGGCUCCUAACAGAAUAUAUGUGAUUGCCAAAAUGUUGAUUGCAGCAGACUUCCUGAGGUGUAAGUGAAGAGAUCAUAUGCCUGUUUGGUUGUGUUGUGUUGUGCUUAAAGCAGGGUUCUCCUGUGGCUCUGUAAAGGGGGGGCUGGGUUGCUAACAGAAGUGAUCAUUUCCAGGUCUUGAAAAUGUUGGUAUUGUACAGAAGUUCUGGAAAAGUACAGAAUAAAAUGUUCAGUCCUAAUA